Molecule: messenger RNA, 1108 nt
Organism: Bufo bufo (common toad)
Lineage: Eukaryota; Metazoa; Chordata; Amphibia; Anura; Bufonidae
Gene: TMEM80
Product: transmembrane protein 80
Exons: 6
Coding region: 211-639 (142 amino acids)
Biological process (GO): non-motile cilium assembly
Cellular component (GO): ciliary transition zone
Source: RefSeq, a predicted model, not a curated record
AGUCUUAUAAAGUGUUCAAAACCAUCGGAAACCUCUUCUCCUAUCAAUAGAGCAUUAAAGCGGCGCGGAAAUGAAUCUCUCCGUGAAGGACUUCCUAGUAAUGUCAUAGCGAAGUAGGUUUGCCCUUAACCAACAUGGCCGCCUAUUUCCGGCGCAGUUACUUUGUGCCUGUGGCGGAAAAAGCCGAGAUCUCCCGAAUGUCUGAGGAAUAUGGCGCUGACUAGAAGAGGAAAGAGCUCGCUGGUUCGAUCAUCGGUUCCUCUGCAAAUCCUCCUUUACAUCAAUGUUCUGUAUUAUGUUUUUUAUUUUCUAGCAACGCUGCUUAUGAUCAUUUAUAAAAGUCAGGUCUUCAGUUAUCCCGACUCUAAUUUAGCAUUAGACCUUGGUCUACUCUUCUUAAUGGCGAUUGUGGAAUCUGUCAGACUGUACUUAGGAACGAUGGGAAACCUAAAAGAAGAGGAGCUCCCCUUAGGAUCCAGCCUGUUCUUCACUGCUGGCAAUGUCAUGCUGUCCGUGUAUUUUCUUGUAUGGGAGACGUAUAUCCUGAGGGCAGAUGUCAUUCUCAAUGCUAUCCUAUUGAUCUUGUAUGGGCUGGAAGCCAUCUUAGAGCUGAUCACCCUUGCAGCGUUCUUCCGAUAAAGGAAACCACUUUUUGGGAUAAAGUUAUUUAUUCUGGUGUUUGGAAAGUGACUUUUGAAAAGGGCAAGAAAAUUCUGUACAGUUCCUUUUUUCAGGGCUCGAAUAGUUAGUAAUGGACUGGAAGCAUUGGGGGGGGGGGCAAUAUGAAAUAAGACGCCUCCUUGGGUGGCAGUAAAAUUGCAUUAUUUUAUUUUGAUGAUUUGAUGAGGAAAAUGUAUCAAUUCGGACGGUUGAGUCUCCUAAUAUGUGACUGCGUCAUGCCCAUAAGACAGUGGAGGCUAAUAUACAUCUCAGAAUAGCCUUCUCUUAUGUCAGGGAUCAGCACUCCAGCUGUUCUGCAACUACAACUCCCAGGAUCCCAUUACAUCUAUAGGAGUUACAAGAACAGCCGAGUAAGUGUGCAUGCUGGGACUGUCUAGUGUCACAGUAGCCGGCUUGCCGAAGGUUGUUGAUCCCUGUCUUAUGUGAU